This is a messenger RNA of Peniophora sp. CBMAI 1063, 843 nucleotides long. The record is from the annotation of a GenBank genome assembly. NCBI's taxonomy places the organism in Eukaryota, Fungi, Basidiomycota, Agaricomycetes, Russulales, Peniophoraceae.
AUGCCCACCAAAGCGUCUGUUUUGGCCGCUCUACGUUCCUUCGUGGACGGUUUAUCGCGACCUUAUUCGGAAGAGAAGUAUAAUCGCUGCGUCCAGGACUGUUGGGAUCACGACCUCUUUGGUCCUUACCUUCAGUUCAAAAAGGACGACUUUCAUCUUGGCCAGUGGUACGUUCUGUGUCACGUCGACCACCCCCGCGCUCGGGGCCGCCCUCGCCCCACGUUCAAAUACAUCUCUCCCCCUCUCACGUCGGUCCAGCGGGGUCAAGUUCGUGAUUGGGCCGCUACCCACGGCGUGACGCUAUCCUCGCCCGCCAGAGGGCGCGAGUUUAAUAUCGAUGUUACCCAGGCCGGUGACUUGACUAUCGAUCCUGCACCGACCGACCAAGCCGGCGUUAUCGAUCUCACCGAUCUUUCUGAUGGUAUACGGUCUCCCAGCGUCGAGAUUACUCGCGUCGUCCCCGCUCCUUUACUCCGGGAUGUGCUUCUCGUCUAUUACUUCUUUGAGGACAAAACCAUGCCCAAGAUCAUCGAACUUCGCGCUCGUGCAUCUAUCAACCAGUUCUUGAUGCGCCAUCACGAGCGCCAGCUCCUCGACCACGAACUGAAACAAUCGGAUACGAUUGAUAUCCUCACGUUCGGCGCUCCGGGUUUCGAAAUGUGGUCGAAAUUCUACGUCCGCGAUUUGGCCAUACCCCGGACCAUACCCGCCAUAGUUAUAUCUCGAACCCGUGUUCACAAGUUUCAUCCGUCCAUAGAGGCCCUCUACGAGUAUGCGUAUCAGGACGCCGCCAAACUUCCCGAGCGCAUCGUCGAUCCGGACGACGUUCCUGACUCUGCGUAG